AUGAGCACUGAUCUCGGUGGUACUGGCGGUGGUGGUGGCCGCAAUAACUUGGUAUCUGAGCUGCCUUUGCUUAUCCUAUCGCGAAACCAGUUUCUGGUUUGCGCUUUGGUUAUGCAAUGUAACUUCAUUUUCGACUAUGUGAAUAGGAACUCCGAACAACUGUCUCCACCUUGUUCGUCUUCGAAAAGUGAUUCUCCUUUCUCCUAA
Messenger RNA from Enterobius vermicularis (human pinworm), 207 nucleotides. NCBI's taxonomy places the organism in Eukaryota, Metazoa, Nematoda, Chromadorea, Rhabditida, Oxyuridae. The record is from the annotation of a GenBank genome assembly.